GCGAUCCUCCUUUCAGUUCAUUCCAAGUUCCCAAGCUGAUCGGAUUGGAGCAAUGCCAAACAUUGCAGUUAUCGGUGCCGGGGUUAAUGGUGUUGCCAGUGCCAUUAAGAUACUGGAACACUAUGUGAACGAUGGAAAGACACCCAUAAAGGUGACGAUCAUAUCGGAGGAUUUCACGCCGAACACCACAGGAGAUGGUUCGGCGGGUCUCUGGGGUCCCUACCUUCUGGGCAGCACUUCGCAGGCGAAAGUCUACAAGUGGUCGAAGAGCAUGCACCAGUUUCUGGAGCAGAUCUGGCUGAGUGAGGAUGCCGGAGAGGCUGGGGUGUGUCUACUACCCUGCAUUCGGCUGAGCACCUCAACGGUGGACACGGUCGAAGAUUUCUGGCGUGACAUUGUCUAUGGAGCUGUGGAUCUGUCCAAGGAACAGCUGGCUGCCUACAAUAAAGGCCGCAGCGUAAAGUUCACGUCUGGCUUAUCCUUUGUUACCUACACCUCGGAGCCCAUCAAGCUACUGCCGUAUUUGAUGAAGCGUUUCACCCGCAAUGGAGGUGUUGUGGUCCGGAAAAGGAUUACAGACUUGGAGGCAUUUGUAGCUGAUUCCGAGUACGAUGUGAUAGUCAAUUGCUCCGGAUUGGGAUCCAAGACCCUACUAAACGACGAUCAAAUGUACGCAGUGCGUGGACAAGUGUCCCGGGUGAAGGCCAACUGGAUUUUCUCUGCCAUGCUGGAUGAGAGUGAUGAUGGCAACUAUAUUAUACCCAACACCGAGAGUGUUGUCCUGGGCGGAACCCAUCAGGAACGGGACUACAACUCUAAGGUAUGCCAGAAGGACAGGGGGAUGAUUGUGGAUGGCUGCCGGCGGUACAUUCCCGGCUUGGAGCACACAAAGAGCCUCUUCGAUUGGGUGGGCCUCCGGCCGGGUCGCACCCAACUCCGACUGGAAGCCGAGCGCCGUGGCCGCAAGCUCCUCAUUCACAACUAUGGACAUGGCGGCAGUGGAGUCACUUUGUGCUGGGGCUGUGCCGACGAUGUCCUCGAUAUCCUGUUGGCCGCCAAGAACGGUUCCAAAUUAUAAGUCAGUUGAAACGAUUAUUAUUGUAGUUCUAUAAUGAAAUUGGUAGUGUAAAGGUAACAAAAUUCAAGAA
Messenger RNA from Drosophila simulans, 1148 nucleotides. It is a transcript of the gene Daao2, whose product is annotated as D-aspartate oxidase. Gene Ontology annotation, molecular function: D-amino-acid oxidase activity; FAD binding. The transcript is spliced from 3 exons. The record is from RefSeq and is a predicted model, not a curated record. Lineage: Eukaryota; Metazoa; Arthropoda; Insecta; Diptera; Drosophilidae. Bases 53 to 1078 code for a protein of 341 amino acids.